CUUUUUUCCGCCCAGUGAAGCUUCGCGGCUAUGGCGACGCCUUCGCCGUGACAUCUCCCAACCAGGUCAAUUAUACUUACGACAGACCCAGUCAUGGCGGCUAAGCUUCAGAUACACAAGCCAUAUGUGCUUCAAGCACUCCCGCAACCCCUCGACGGCCCCAACGGCCCGGGUCGCUACCUUGCCGGGGAGGUUUUCGGCCAGAAACAGGACGGCAAGCGGCGGAAAAGGACCGAGCUCGCCGUAGCAAUUGACGGUGUUGCUGUAUAUCUAUACGAUAUCAUCUCCUCUCAGGCCGUCACGUCCUACCUGGUUUCGCCCCAAUCCGUCUUCACCUGUGCGCCGUACUCGUUGCGCUGGAGACAGGCGUCGUCGAGGACGGCAACGCGGUAUACAUAUGUUUCGCUCUCAACCAAGAGUGCUUCCUCCUCAUCCUUGAAGCAAGAGAUUAAGUUGUUCAAGGAGGAGACCUCGGGGACUGGGACGACUACCGCCACCCCCGUUUCCCGUGCGCUGGGCUGCGAUGCGCCGAUUGUCCACAUAUUCGCCAGCUCGCCGCGUGCUGCAAUGACAAACUUGGUGCGGGACAAUAAUUCCAAUCACGACCUCGUUCUCUUGGCUGCCGAUGGCACGAUCUUGUGCUUAAAUGGGGAGACGCUCGAGGAAAAGUGGCGGGCGUCGUCGUCGGUUCUCUCAAAAGAGCUUCUCAUAGACUCAAAGCUAGGUCUACGUGUGGAUUUUGUACAGCCUACCCUGGCCGCGGAUGUCGUCGACGGAAUGUUUGGCGGCAGGAACGAGCUUUUCGGGGUUUUCCAGGAGAAGAUCCACCGCGACGGCUUCAACCCAGAUUUUCUCGUCGUGAUAACCGCGAGCAAGGCGUCCCAGGCGCGGCACUUGCACAUUCUCGCUUUGCCUUCGGAAAGGGAGGCACAGCAGACAGGCAACGAGCGGCUCAUUUCGGUAUUCGCUGCUCCACUUCCCGCGGAGACAGGGUGCACGAGAUACCAGCUGGAUGUCAGAGCCGGGACACUUCAAUCGCUGUCUGGUGGCACAAUCGCCACUUAUGCCUUUAACAAUGGUAUUCCUCGAUUAGAAAACAGGCUUCAAGUUCCGGCGCUAAGCUCAUUUCUCCGGCUAUCCAAGACAUCCGUCCUCGCAGCUGCGGGUAAUGAGUUUGCGGUCUACAAUCCCAUCUACAGGUCGCUCCAGGCCAGCACCCCUGUUGACCCUGAGAUAGGUGGAGAUGACGGUAGCGCUUUUGAAUUCGUCACAUACCUGGCAAGCCGGGAAAUCGUGGUUGGGUUGCGUGGACAAAAUCUCAUCGCCGUCCAGAUUGAGGCGCCAAAGAAUCGAAUCACUAAGCGUCGUGCAGAAGGCUUGCUGACUGACGCAAUUCGCCGCGGCAUUCCCCGAGAACCACCUUGCGAGAAGCGAGUUCGAGCCGACCAUCUAUCUUCUGCCAUUCUCGCGGAGCCUCUACCUGGUUCCACCGAGGCAUCGUGUGCGGAAUGGCAGGCCCAGUCUGCCCAGGCUGACGAGUUCCUUCGCAACAACGACCUUCGGUCCUGGGAAAAGCUUUUGGCCGAGGCCUUUAAGGUUCCUACCAAAUCUAGCGAAAGCGAAGGUGAAAAGGGAGCGCUCACGGAUGGAGCCGCUUCCACCGCACAGCUACCCGAAUGGGCAUGGCCAUCAUCAAGAACUGAGUAUGCUCGCGUCGAUAGGCGUUGGGUAUCCUAUGCCAUCAGCAAAGUUUUCACCUGGGGUGAACAGAGUCACGGCCCGGACAGCCUGCGGCUCGCAUGCCAAUUCCCAGAGAGCAAUGUUCUCACUUAUCUCGUUGAUGCCGGGCACCUGUCGACUUCAAACAUAAAGUCUGCUUUCAGGGACGAGGUUCGAGAGGUGGACGAGGUUGAAGAUAUCAUCGGAAAGGACAUCCCCAUCCUGCUGGCCCAAGCCGACCCAACUAUGCAGCUCCUUCUGGGAUACCUUUCUGGAACUCAGCUCGGAUCGACGGAGCUGGUUUCGUCCAUCAAACUUCUGCUUCGCAGUCUCGGCUUGUUCGAGGAUCCAUCGAAAUCGCUGGUGCGGCUCACGGAGAAUGGCGAUGAGAUGCAUGGACAGGAGAAUGAAGCCAUCAACAUGGAACUGGAUCGGGCGGAAGAAGAAUUACAGAUUACGGAGCAUUACCUGGGUGGGCACCGGACAAGAGGCUUGGGAGUGGCUUUCAGCAAGUUGGCGGCUUGUCCCUCAGCCGCGACGGUUCAAAGCCUUCGCCGUCUCUUCAAGCCUGAGGAGAUUAUUGGCCUAAUGAAUGUGUUGCGGGCCGAGCUCAUUAAAGACGGCUGGACGACUCGGUAUCUCGACCGAACGGGCGCGGACCAAAGCGAAAUCGAGGCGCCUCCCGAUGGCAGCAUUCAGCUCAUUGCAGACCUGAUGUCCAGGUGUAUUGACUCGGUGGGCCUGGGGGGAUGGAUGGCAUCGGACGCCAUGCUCGCAAGCUCCCGCAACCAAGAAGACUCGGCCGAUUUCUUCAGCCAGUUCCAGGCGGAGGUCAGUGUGGCCCUGGAGGGCAUUAUGGAGGCCGUGCAUCUCCAGGGAGCCCUGGCCGAGGCUGUCAGCUACGCAAAGAGAGCGAGGAAGGCUCUCGCGGGGUUGGCAAAGGGUAAGGCCGUCUCUCAGCCCAUCACCGAAGAGCUCCCGCUGGGGCUCAAGACGGAUACUCGGGUCUCUACGGAAAGGGUGAGGUCGGGUGGUGAAAUUGUCCCUCGGAGCAGCAGGCAGGUUGGGCACUUCGUCAGCAAGAAGCGGGGCAUUUACUCGGUGCAUCGCAUUUCGGAGGAGACACUGCGUGGUGGGGCCGGCGCCACGGUCGUCCAGGAAGCCCGCUGAGUCCGGAGAUAGGGGGUUUUCCAAGCAAGGAGGCUCAUGUUCAUGCUUGUGUUCGGAUCUGUUGGCUGUGGAUGUUAAAAAGGUGAUGCUGUGAUUCUGGACCGUGCAACGAUACCCACAGAUGAGCGUUUCAAACCUUGUCAUCAUAUCAGCGUUAGGC
Molecule: messenger RNA, 3049 nt
Organism: Thermothelomyces thermophilus ATCC 42464
Lineage: Eukaryota; Fungi; Ascomycota; Sordariomycetes; Sordariales; Chaetomiaceae
Exons: 2
Coding region: 94-2889 (931 amino acids)
Source: RefSeq, a predicted model, not a curated record